Ziziphus jujuba (common jujube) is the source of this 2339-nucleotide messenger RNA. RefSeq names its product cyclic dof factor 3. The coding region runs from base 373 to 1884 and encodes 503 amino acids. Gene Ontology annotation, molecular function: DNA binding; DNA-binding transcription factor activity. Gene Ontology annotation, biological process: regulation of DNA-templated transcription. The transcript has 2 exons. NCBI's taxonomy places the organism in Eukaryota, Viridiplantae, Streptophyta, Magnoliopsida, Rosales, Rhamnaceae. The record is from RefSeq and is a predicted model, not a curated record.
GCAGCAACAAAAAAAACGAAAGAAAGGAAACUUAAUUUUUUUUUAAUAAAAAAGAUAAAAGGGUAUAAAAAAGUUGGAAAAGAUUAAAAACAAAAAAGAAAAAGGUUUUUGUAGAAAAAUGGUGUACUUUGAUGCUUCACGUUCUUGGUGCCUUCGUUAGGACUAGGAGUACUUUACUGAGCAAAGUUUUUUCUUUUUUUAAAAGAGAAGUUUUCUGCGUCUCCUGAGAAAAAAAAGCCUUUUUUUUUUUAUUUCAUUUUAGCUUCUUUUUUUUUUUGGUUUUGCUUUUCUUCUUGGCUAUUAUUUUUUAUGGACUUCUAAGAGAAGGCUUGAUUUGUUUGUUUGGGAGAGAAGAAAUUGUUUGUUGCAGUGAUGAGUGAGAGUAAUAGUAAUGGCGACAAUAUCAUCAAUUGUACAACGGAUCAGGCAAUUAAACUCUUCGGCAGGACAAUUCCUGUACCCGAAAUUCAGAUUUCAGACAACUCUGAUUCGGCUUCUCGGAUUCCCCCCACCACUCAACUCAUGGAAUCUUGUGGUGACAUAUCAAAAACUGAAGUGGACAGCCCCUGUGCAGAAAGCUUUCGGGAGCCCAGGAAGUUAUUGGGUUUAAGCAAUUGUAAGGAGCAGAAAAAUUCCUUGCAGGUUAAUGAAGCACAAGAAAAUACUAAACCAGUGGAAGAGAAGGUAGAUGGUAAUUGUUCAGAGCAAGAGCAAAUUCUUAAGAAGCCGGACAAGAUACUUCCAUGUCCACGAUGCAACAGUUCUGACACGAAAUUUUGUUAUUUCAAUAAUUACAAUGUCAACCAACCUAGAUACUUCUGCAAGAACUGCCAGAGAUAUUGGACAGCUGGAGGAACAAUGAGAAAUGUUCCCAUUGGUGCUGGGAGACGAAAGAAUAAGCACUUGGCCCCUCAGUACCAUCAGAUUAUGGUAUCCACUGAUGGAGUACCACCGGCUGGGUUAGAAACUAGCGAUGCAAGCAGUCCGCAAGUUUUCUCGUGCAGUGAGUCUAAACCAUCUUUCAAUCCGUCGAAUGGAAAUGGAAGAGUGAUAAAAUUCGGUCCUGAAGCACCUCUAUGUGAAUCCAUGGAGAAUGUGCUUAAUCUUCAAGACUACAAGAGAUAUGUUGAAAUGCGGUUUGUCAAUUCUGGGGAAAAUGGACCAGAGCGCUCAUGUGGAUCUUCCAUGACCCUUACAAGUGAUCGGCGAAGUGAAUUACCUGAAAAUGUAUUGCCUAGCGAGAAGGUUGGUUUGCAAGAAUAUUCUCAGGAGCAUAAUAGUAUGUUACAUCCUAUGCAUUACCCCGUUCCUCCAUUGGUUUUUUCUUGGAAUCCAGCUUCUUCUAGUUCACAAUAUUCUCAGGGCAUUUUUGUACCAAAUGGUGGUCCUAACCAAGCUCAGUGGAAUCAACCACCAAUGCUGACUGUUCCUGGCCAUUCGAGUAUGCCUUUUCCUUUUCUUCCAGCAUCAUAUUGGGGUUGUAUCCCAUCAUGGGCUUCUGGAAGAGGAAGUGUGUCAUUGACUGAAUCUAUUAAUUGUCCUUCUCCUUCUUCAUCCAACAGUAAUGGUGGCUGCUCAGGCAAUGGCUCACCGACUCUUGGAAAGCACUCAAGAGAUGCCAAUCUUAUGGAUGAAGAUAAACUAGAUAAGAGCAUUUUGGUCCCAAAAACAAUACGACUUGAUAAACCGAAUGAGGCUUCGAAAAUUCCAAAGUGGUCUACUUUAGAAAUUAAGCCUGAUCAGAAUGAGUCUGUAUUAAAAGGUAACAUUUUUAGAACUUUAGAACAUAAAACGGAAGGCAAGGACCAUUUAUAUUCUUCUCCAAUCAUGGAAGCAAACAAUGUGGCUCUAUCUUGCUCUCAUACAUUCCAACAGAGCACGUAAUUGACUUUCUUUUUGGGAAGGACCAAAGUUGUGUACUCUGCAAUUUCGCAUAAAGUUUUGUUGGAGCUUCUUUUUGUUGUGACUUAUAAAAGCCAUGUACUCUAUGUCAUUAUACACUUUUCAAUGACGAAUUCUGCAGUAAUCUCGACCUCAGCAAAACCCCAAAAUGCCAUGUUUCCCAACAGAGUUAUGAAUUUAUCUGAUUUAUUUUGAGUUAAAAGUUGUACAUAGCAGAGAAAAGUCAGUGUUUCUUUAUGGUUCACAGGCUCGUAGAUUUAAAGCUUAAACGCUAUUGUAUCUUUUUGAUUGAUAUACCAAGAGCUAUAAGCUUAAAACGCUAUGUAUCUUUUUGAUUGAUAUACCAAGAGAACGACAUAAGUCUGUUCCAACUUUUCCAUCAAUGUAUUGAAAACCUAUGUUUCAAAGCAAUAUGCCUCUGAAUCUUUUUGUAUGUU